Messenger RNA from Adineta ricciae, 1023 nucleotides. Lineage: Eukaryota; Metazoa; Rotifera; Eurotatoria; Adinetida; Adinetidae. The record is from the annotation of a GenBank genome assembly.
AUGAAUAACAUUACAAUAAUCAUUACUACGGUUGUUCCUGCAGUCGAUCAAACUCAAUUGGUCGUGUUGUUGAAUCUUUUGAUUAAAAAUUUUUCACAAUAUCUGGAUUGUUUUGCAUGGAUCGUUGGUAACAUCGGAGCAAUUUGUACCUGUAUCGUUUUUCAUCAAUCGAUAUUUCGCAAGAGUCCUUGUGCGAUGUAUUUCAUUGCUUCAAGUUUUUCCCAGCUAUUUAUCUUCAAUUUUGCCGCUUUUACACGAAUGAUUCAAUAUGGUUAUGGUGUUCAAGUUAAUUCUGCUCCUGCAUGGUUCUGUAAGCUCCGUUUCUAUAUAUAUUAUGUUUCAAUGGCUAGUGCUCGUUAUAACAUCAUUUUUGCAUCCACUGAUCGUUACUUAUGCAGUUCUCAGACUAUUGCUCGUCGUCGAUGGAGCUCACCAAAGAUCGCUCUUUGUCUUAUCAUAGGGGCUCUUAUUAUUUCUCUCGUUGUCUACAUUACCGUUCUCGUUCUCUUUGAUGUCAAAAAUGACAAAUGCAGAAUUCAUUCAGCAGCUAUUUUUACUGCUUUUAGUUAUUUUAUCACAUUCGAAAAUGGAUUUUUCCCAAUAAUUCCGAUGUCAAUCUUCGGAUUGCUUACUAUUCAUAAUAUUCAUCAAAGCAAACGACGUACAGCAACAACGCAACCAAUCAACAAAAGUCAACAUGGUCACACCGAACGAGCAACAAAAAAGGAAACACAAUUGCAUAGGAUGUUGGCCAAUCAAGUAAUUGCUUAUUUUAUUUUCAACAUUCCACUUCCGGUGUACAGUACCUAUCGAUCAUAUAAUAAUUUCAAUUUGUUAACAGGAUGGCGUGCUUUGAUGGACACGCUUAUUAACAACCUUUGCUUUGACAUGAUUUAUCUCGGCUAUGCUCUAACAUUUACGAAUUUUCUUUUAUCAUCGGAUAUAUUUCGACGAGAAAUGAAAAAAAUCAUUCAAAGACGAGUACUUCGACCAUGCCGACGACAACUCGUACCCGAGAAUUGA